Amoebophrya sp. A120 is the source of this 3513-nucleotide messenger RNA. The record is from the annotation of a GenBank genome assembly. NCBI's taxonomy places the organism in Eukaryota, Dinophyceae, Syndiniales, Amoebophryaceae.
AUGUCUCAGUGGAUUUUGAUCGCGGGCGCUGCCCUGGUGGGUCUUUCCGCAUGGCUGGCGUCGAUCGGGUUUCAAGGCAGAAAACAUGUCCUUGGCAUAGACCUCGGAACGACGUUCUCUGUUGUCGCAGUGAAGCGUAACGGCACGGUGGAGGUUAUCCCAAACCAUGAAACAGGAAAACUUCUGACGCCCUCCGUGGUUUCCUACGUAAAAAACGCCAUGACGGACCCAGAGCGAAAGUACAUGAAAUUCGACAAGGAAUUCGCACAUUUUCUGGUGGGUGAGAAGGCUCUCGAGCGGCGUGCAGCAAGUCCAAGCGAUACAAUUUACCAUGCAAAACGUAUUUACUCAGAAGAUACUCGGCUGCUGUCUUCUUUUUUAUCUGUCUUUUUCUCGUAUUCGAGUAGACACAGAAGAACUUAUAAAAAAACCUUGUUACCCCAGACGAACUUGCAGCUGCACUGUUUCUCGUUGUUUUGAUGAUAUUUUUUCAUUUAUUCAACGAACUACACCCCGGUUCUAUUCAUCAAUCCUCUUCGUCUGAAUCUUUACAUAGGUUUCAUCGGGAAAUCCGUGUUCGAGACGACUGCGGAAAUCGCCGAGCAUCCAUUUCGAAUAGGGAACCGAGAUGUGAAUAGCACCGAGCUUCUCCGAUCGCUCGCAAAAGAUUUGGGAGCACCUGGCGCCACACGUUCCGAGGACCAAUUUUCCCAAACGGUCGAGGCACUCGCGGAGUGCGUCGAAGAAGCACGAACGAGUAGAACUACGACUACCAUUGCAGCUACAGGAGAAACCAUGCAAAGUACAACUAGGGCAACUGCCGAUGAUGUCGCGGCCACAGCGCACGACUCGCAGGACGGCGCUUUUGCGUUCUUGGACGAAGAUGACUCCACCAUUAAGAAUGCAGGCGCGCUAGCGGCUUGUUUGAAGGCAAAGCGAAAAACUCCGAUGCCAGCAGCGGUUGAGGAAGAUUCUACGUACCAGGCUGUGCGGGAAGUCGUAUUCAAUCACACGCAGGCCGAGUUUCGAGUUCUGGACACAAAGUGGCGCACUCCGGUGGACAUCGGCACAGCAAUUGUGAAAAAACUUCGGGACGUAUGAGAGUGCACAACUGCAGCUCGGAGAUUUCCCUCCUCCAUCUCAUAAUUCGAACUACAUGAGCAGCAACAGAAGAUGAAACUGCGCAAAUUUAUAUUGUGGCAUCCACACGAGAAAAACGUCUGGUCCGCGCGGGAGGUUUGCGCACAACUAUUGUUUGUUGAGGGUCCACCCUUAUUUGUCUGUGAUGCGGGCAGUGCAGCUUAGAAAUAAAAAACAAAAUGAUGCGAAAUUGGUGCUUUACUUUCUCAUGGAAAAUGAUGACAGCAGGAGCGGACGUCGUGCACUCUCAUAGGACGCCGCAGAGACGUACCUUGGCCACGGUGUCGCGGACUGCGUCAUCUGCGUACCUGCGAAGUUCGGGAAGCUGGAAAUCCAAAAGACGCACGAGGUUUUUUCGAAAGCGGGUUUUCGGGUCGCGCGGAUUAUGGACGAGCCCACCGCUGCUGCGGUUGCGUAUGGUAACUACGUACGUAGCUCCUGCUGCAUUCGUUCUGUAUUUUUAACUAGCAUUGACGCAUUUGCAUCCUCGCGCAUGAGGAGGAGCAGGAGCGAGGGCUGUGGCUCUUGCUCAUCGCCAAUUUUCUUUUGCUCGCAAAAGCGAGAUCUUAAAAAAAUUAAAAUUUAUACAGAGGACAUAAAUUAAGAACAAGCAGGCCGCAUGCAAUUAUUCACCUUGAAGAUCAUUUUGAAGCCUUUUGCUUCGUCGAGACGAACGAUGAAAGUCAUCAGCAGAUGCAGAUGAAGCAGGUUGUAUAUUGGAUGCAUCUUCACUUCUUUCCCUCUACUUCUUCAGGUCUGCACAAGAGCGCAACGGGCAAAACAGUGAUCGUGUACGACCUGGGUGGCGGCACGCUGGAUGCGUCAUUGUUGCACAUUUCGACGAAGGCGGUCAACGUGCUGGGGACUUCGGGCGAUGACCACCUCGGCGGCUCGGAUUUCGACCAUGCCAUGCUGCACCUGUUGCAACAGAAGUGCGCGGCAACCGAGCACAGGGAAACGGCAAACCCGGAAACUGCCGAGAAUCUAAAGAAGCAGUUCAGUAGCGAGCAGAGCGCGAGCAUCUGCGGGACGUCGGUCACGCGGACAGAAUUUGAAGAGACCGCAAAGGAAUUGUUCGCCCGAGCGCUGGCGCCGGUCGAGCAGGUGCUGUCGGACCAGAUGAUGAAGCCAAAGGACAUCCACCACGUGGUCUUGGUCGGGGGGGCCAGCCGCAUGCCGAGAAUACGAGCGAUGCUGGCCGAUCUGUUCGGGCAGGAAAAACUCAACAUGGAUCUGGAUCCCGAUCUCACAGUCGCAAUCGGCGCCGCAAACAUCGAUCAAUAAAAACCGAAUGUGAGUUGAUAUCGCUGCUUCGCGUCUCCUCCAACACAAGCCCGAGCAACCUGUAUAGAAGUACUUGUAAGUUGGACGUCGACGUCGAGUCGUGGAAAGAUUUGAAGACGACCACUGCGGCUCUCUGGAUCGUGGUCUUCCUCUUCGUCAUACGGAUAUUUGGAGGAAAAUCUUGUCCCAUGAGAUCAUGAACCGGGGGCCGCCGGAUGAAUCUGAUUUGGGAUCCGCAACGUCGACUGGGUUGUUCGGAACUCGACCUAUUUGCCGCGUCUUCACUCUUGAACUUGAUGCAACUUCUUAUCUUGGCGUUCUUGCAUAAAAGUUGUGGCACCAGCACGGGAGGCAUGACGCCCACUCUUGAAUAUGACAACAAAUGUUGAUCUUCGGGUCUGCACAGCAAUUCCAAUUCCGGGACAGACGAGCGAGCAGGCUCUUUCGUUCUACAACUACAACGAGUGGAAAUUACUAAUGAUGAUGGGAGGUGUAUGUGAUCUCGCAUCUCAAUCCGGUGGCGGUGGAGGUUUGAUUUUAUUUUUAGUGGAUUGAUGGGUGUGGACCUGUGCCUGACUUCAGAAAGGUGAUUGAAGCACGAGGAUGUGUGUUGGCAUAGUACUUACGUUGGUUUAUUUCCCGUCACUUGUUUUAAAAAUCAUCCUAAUGCGUGCGCGCGAAGCGCCUCACUCGCCACCGCCAACAUAGUUUUUGAUUCGCUGAGUGACACCGGCAGCACAAUCGAGAACGAGCCGCAUCCUCGCUGUAUUGAUUCAUUAUGGUUUGUCACGUUUAUAUCUUUGGUCUAACAACUAGAACUACUGACUCAAGUCCGGAGCAUAUAAUUACGCGUGGACGUCAUGGCGCGUCAUGAUUGCAAUUUUCUAUCAAGAGACGAAGUACACACACGAAUGACAAACCAACACGACAAAAGCGACACGGAAUUUUUGGCCACAGCGACGACACGAUGAAGCGACUAGUACAGAACAAGUAAACCUCAUCUUUCCACCUGUGGUCCUUGCCCAGGAGCACACGUAGCAACAAUACUGCGGCUUCGUUCAAUGUAUCAGUUACUUGCCCAAUCGCAAU